UCAAUUUUUGUAGAACCUCUUGUAUGUAUGUACUUUACCUGAAUAAACAUUUAUUAUUUAUUAGAUGGUAGCGGGGGGGUCUCCGGGCCUCACCCACCAUAACAAUCAAUGAGCCUCGCCCUCCGCGGCCCCUCACACACCUCUACUUCAAGACUUGCUCUUCUAUUGGUGACCAUGACAACAUUAGAUGACAGACUAUUAGGCGAGAAGCUGCAUUACUAUUGCAGUAGCUCUGAGGAUGAAGAUGGUGACGAUGAUGAUGAUGAUAAGGAUAAAGACUCAAGCCCUGGGAAGGAAGCUGAUUUGCCUUCCCCUCAGUCUGAGAUUAGAGGUUGGGAAGGAGCAUCUACGAAUACUGGACCAAAGGGUGUACUGAAGGACUGGCAACGGUUCAAGCAACUGGAGUCGGAAAAAAGAAUGGAGCAGGAGCGAGAGCGUGUUCUCUUGGCGAAGAAGCUUUCUCUUACCUGCAGAUCACAUCUUGAUGAUGAAAAAGAGAAAGAGAAGCAGAGGAAAGAGGAGGAGGAGGAGAAUGAUGUCGAUGGACUAAUAAGUGAAGAGUUUCUUCGGCAAUACAUCUCUAAGAGGAUGGAGGAAAUGAUGAUUACCACAUCAAAUAAAGCACAGUUUGGUCAUUUGAUUACACUGGAGAAUGGAGAAACAUUUUUGGAUGCCAUUGACAAAGAAGAUGUGGGAGUCACUGUCAUUGUGCAUAUUUAUGACCAGGAUGCUAUGGGAUGUGAAGCAAUGAAUGGCUGCUUGACGUGUUUGGCGCAAGAGUAUCUUCAUGUAAAGUUCUGCAAAUUGCCAGCAUCUGCCGCUGGUGUCAGUAGUCACUUUAAAGUGACAGGCUUGCCAGCUCUUCUCAUUUACAAAGGAGGCCAGAUGAUGGGCAACUUUGUGCGACUGACUGAUGAGUUUGGAGAUGAUUUCUAUGCCACUGAUGUUGAAUCUUUCCUGAUUGAACAUGGCAUGCUGAUGGACAAGUCACUUGUCCCUCCUGGCAUCAAAGAUUCUUCAAUCAAAUAUGAUGAUGACGACAGUGAUUUCAGUCUUGAUGAUUAGUUUUAUCUAGUGUGGUUCAUAGCCCACUUAAUCCCACUCUCCUGUCUUCCUGUACACAACAGACAGCUCGAACAGCUUAUCCAACGAUGGCCUUGGUCAUUUCAUUAUAACAACAUGAGAACUGGCAUGUUUUGAGCCAGUUUCCAUCAUUAUUCCACUAGUGUCUUGGAUGCCAAUGACCACAUCAUUACAGUACCAGAUAUGUAAUUUCUCAUUUGAUUGAUCAUGUGGUUAGGUAAGCUGUGUCUGUUAUGGACACAAUAUUUAUAUUUUCAUGCUUCUUAAUGAUGAGACAAAUGAACACCUUCAAUGUGGAUUGUAUUCUUAGAGCAUUGUUUAUUUCAUGGCAUGAUAAUGUGUAAGAUGCAAAACAAAUGUGCAAAUUUCAAAGAUGUAUAUCUGUAAAUUAAAAUUGUAAUUAAAUAAAUUUUGAUCUAAUGUUUCAGUAAAUCAAA
Molecule: messenger RNA, 1520 nt
Organism: Procambarus clarkii (red swamp crayfish)
Lineage: Eukaryota; Metazoa; Arthropoda; Malacostraca; Decapoda; Cambaridae
Product: phosducin-like protein
Biological process (GO): regulation of G protein-coupled receptor signaling pathway
Source: RefSeq, a predicted model, not a curated record